GCCAGGUCGUCAGGUCGCUCGAGGUGCGCAUCCAUUCCAUCGUCCUUCGAAACGUCGACAAAGAACCGCAGGGGAAUCGACUUUUGCUAUCUUCACCUGCGCCUUGGGGCUUUCCGACUGCCGUCCAUCUAAUUGAUUUCCCAAUCUUGUUUGCCGAAUCCGCCAAGAUGGAUUGGAAUAACCUCAAGGACACGGUCGCUAAUAUGACCCUGUACGACGUCAAGGCCGGCGUCAGGAAGGUCCAGAAUGCCGUCAUGAACUACACAGAAAUGGAGGCCAAGGUCCGCGAGGCGACCAACAACGAACCUUGGGGCGCGUCUUCGUCGCUGAUGCAGGAGAUCGCCAACGGCACCUUCAACUACGCUACCCUCAACGAAAUCAUGCCCAUGAUCUACCGCAGAUUCACAGAAAAGUCCGCCGAGGAGUGGCGGCAAAUCUACAAGGCCCUCCAGCUCCUCGAGUUCCUCAUCAAGCACGGCUCCGAACGUGUCAUCGACGAUGCCCGCGGCCACAUCACACUGCUGAAGAUGUUGCGCCAAUUCCAUUACAUCGACCAGAACGGCAAGGACCAGGGAAUCAACGUCCGCAACCGCGCCAAGGAGCUGUCCGAACUCUUGAGUGAUGUUGAGCGGAUCCGGACGGAGCGCAAGAAGGCAAGAGCGACCAAGAACAAGUACACCGGUGUCGAGGGUGGUGGCGGCUUCUCCAGCGGCAGCAGCAGCCGCUACGGUGGCUAUGGAAGCGAGUCCGGCGGCUACGGGGGCUAUUCUGGCGGCGUCUAUGGCGACGGCGGCGGUUUCGGUGGGCAGGAGGCCAACGACUACGGCAGAACACAGGCACACAACGACAAGUUCGAGGAGUAUGACGAGUUCGACGACGAACGCCCGGCUGCCAGCUCCUCGGCGUCUCGUUCCAAGAGACCCGAGCGAGCGGCGGCGGCGGCCCCCAAGGCCGAGCCGCCCAAGAAGAAAGAGCCCGAGGUGGACCUCUUCUCUUUCGACGACCCCGCGCCCUCGUCGGUGCCCGCCCCUGCCGUCGCCCCGAUUCCCUCCAACGGCUCCGGCAUCGCGUCUCUGUCAGCCCCGUCUGCCAGCAAUGACGAUGACGAGUUCGAUGACUUCCAGUCCGCCGCCCCAGCUCCGGCCCCCGCUGCCGCCACCCCGCUCUCUCCUCCCGUCAUGACCGCCAACUCUGCCACAACCUUUGCCGCUCCCCAGCCCGUGUCGGCACCUCAGCAGGCCAACAUCGGCAACAUGGUCAGCAUGUCCUCCAUGUCUCCCGCCCCGAGCGCCAACUACUCGGCCUUCAGCACUCCCGCUGUUGCCUCUCCCGCAACACAGGCAAAGCCCACUGCUUACCAGCCUUCGGGACCCAACUACUUCAGCUCCGUCCCGGCUGCAGCGCCCCAGGCAGCUCGUGGCUCUCUCGCAGCCACUCCCGGCGCGGCUGCGCCAAAGGCAGCCUCGGCCGCCGCGAAGCCCAGCGCUGCUGGCGGCGACGCUUUCGGCGCGCUGUGGUCGCAGGCCAGCUCCGGCGUGAAGAAGACGAGCACGCCCACCACAGGACCUGCCCUGGGCCAGCUCGCUAAGGAGAAGAGCAGCGCUGGUAUCUGGGGUGCUCCUGCUCCCGCGGCCUCGGCACCAAAGCCCGCCGGCGGCUCAUCCUCGACCGGCGGAAACCAUGGUUUGGACGAUUUGCUCGGCUAAACAGAGUACGCGACAACAAGAUGGAGACGACGACCGGGGGAGAUGACGAAGCUCGCCGUCGCAACGCCGUUGACCUAAUAGUCAAAACAACGAUGCGGCGACCAGGCAAAAAAGGUAGGGAGGACAAGGGUGAUUUGUGUGCUGAUAGGCUACUAUUCAAGGCGUAUCGGCGGGCAAAAGAAGACUGCAACGCAUGAAACCAUAUACUGAAAUUUGAAGCGAACCAC
Molecule: messenger RNA, 1933 nt
Organism: Colletotrichum navitas
Lineage: Eukaryota; Fungi; Ascomycota; Sordariomycetes; Glomerellales; Glomerellaceae
Exons: 4
Coding region: 168-1706 (512 amino acids)
Biological process (GO): endocytosis; Golgi to endosome transport
Cellular component (GO): plasma membrane; clathrin vesicle coat; endosome
Molecular function (GO): phospholipid binding; clathrin binding
Source: RefSeq, a predicted model, not a curated record